UAUCAUUCACUGUCUCUGGGUGACAUGGCUGAUGAACGCUCAGCACUUCCCCAUCUCAAAUAACAUCUCCUAUUUGCUUUUUCAUUUGCACUUUUUUCAUUAGGGCUCUUAAAGAAUGUACAGAAGACUAAAGAAUAAUGUAGACAUAGCAGAUGCGAUGGUUUUCCAAUGAUUAUUAUUCACCACAGAUCUGUCCUGAUUUACAAAGUACACUGCAAUUGUUGCACUGCUCUAAAGACUCCUGAUUAUGCACUAAAAAACUGAUAUUUUGGAUUCAAGGCAAGAAGUGGAGAAAGGAAUUUUUUUGCCACUUAGUCGAGAGAUUUUCAUUUUUAUUACUUUUCUAAAUCAGCAUUUCACUUCUUUGACUAACAUUUUAAGGACUGAUGAUCGGGCCAAGGAGUUUGCCAACACUCUUUUUCAUCAUCUGGUGUCUUGCACUGCAUCAGUCUGCUACAGAAAUCUGUGGCACCAUGGACAUUCGAAAUGAUGUUUCAGAGUUGCAUCAAUUAGAGAAUUGCUCUGUAAUUGAGGGAAAUCUUCAGAUCCUGCUUAUUUCCACCACUCAAGGUGAGGACUUCCGAGGUCUCAGUUUCCCAAGGCUGGUCAUGAUCACCGACUUUCUGCUACUUUUUCGUGUCUAUGGACUGGAGAGCUUGAGAGACCUUUUCCCAAACCUCUCUGUCAUCCGGGGCAAUCAGCUCUUUUUUCAAUAUGCACUAGUCAUUUUUGAAAUGCCUCAUCUACGAAUGAUAGGGUUGCACAGCCUGACAAGGAUAAUGAGAGGGGCUGUUAGAAUUGAGAAAAACCAGGAGCUCUGUCAUCUUUCCACUGUUGACUGGACAUUGCUGAUGGAUUCAACAGAGAACAACGACAUAGUAGGCAACAAGCUUCAAGUAGAGUGCACUGAUGUCUGUCCUGGGAUCCUAGAUGAGGAAAAGACCUGUGUGAAGACUGAUGUCAAUGGGCAUAAAGACUACCGGUGCUGGACCUCCACCUACUGCCAGAAAGUUUGUUCCUGUGGGGGUCAAGGAUGCACAGCAAAUGGAGAAUGCUGUCACCGAGAAUGCAUUGGCGGAUGUUCCCUUCCUAAUGACAACCGAGCCUGUGUAGCCUGCCGCAAUUUCCUAUACAAUGGACGCUGCCUUCCAUCCUGCCCAGCCCGCACAUAUGGUUAUGCAACGUGGCGCUGUGUGACUGCAGAUUAUUGUGCCAGUCUGCGCAAAGUAUCUGAGGAUCCACACAAGGCAUCAAAGUUUGUUAUCCACAAUGGAGAAUGCAUGUCAGAGUGCCCUGCGGGAUUUACUCGCAAUGAAAGCAGCCUCUUCUGCCAUGAGUGUGAGGGUUUGUGCCCCAAAGAGUGUAAAAUUGGCACCCUGACCAUUGAUACCAGUCAAGGAGCACAGGAGUUAAAAGGCUGUACCCACGUAGAGGGAAAUCUCAUUCUCAACAUUCGCAAAGGCAAUAAUCUGGCAUCAGAACUGGAAGCCAGCUUUGGAAAUAUUGAAACCAUCACAGGGUUUCUUAAAAUCAAGCACUCGUUUGCUCUUGUGUCAUUGUCAUUCUUCAAAAGUCUGCGGCUAAUUCGUGGAGACUCUAUGGUAGAUGGCAAUUAUACCCUUUAUGUGCUGGAUAAUCAAAAUCUAAUGCAGCUAUGGGACUGGGACCAUCACAAUCUAUCAAUUCCAGUAGGCAAAAUGUACUUUGCUUUCAAUCCUAAACUGUGUCUGAGCCAAAUCUAUGAAAUGGAGAAAGUUACGGGCACCCAAGGACGUCAGAACAAAGCUGAAAUAAAUCCUCGCACAAAUGGAGACCGUGCCUCCUGUAAGAGUAGAACGCUGCGCUUCAUCUCCAAUGUGACAGAGUCAACCAAGAUCUUUAUAAAAUGGGAACGCUACCAGCCUUUGGGCCUCCGGGAUUUAAGCAGCUUCAUAGUUUAUUAUCGGGAAUCACCAUUUCAGAAUGUGACAGAGUGGGUUGGUCAAGAAGCCUGUGGCUCUAACAGCUGGAACAUGGUAGAUGUUGACCUUCCAUUGCACAAAGACCAAGAUCCAGGAGUAGAGCUAACUAAACUAAAACCAUGGACACAAUACGCCAUUUUUGUCCGUGCCAUUACCCUCAGCACAGCGGAUGAAGAAAACAAUCAUGGAGCCAAGAGCAAUGUCAUCUACAUAAGAACACGUCCUGCUGCUCCAACAGUGCCUCUUAAUGUGCUCUCAAUGUCAAACAGUUCUACCCAGCUGGUAGUUCGCUGGAAACCACCGAAUCAUCGUAAUGGUAACAUUACCUAUUACCUGGUACGCUGGCAGAGACAGGAAGAAGAUGAAGAUCUAUACAUAAGUAACUACUGCAACAAAGGACUCAAGCUGCCAACUACAAAUGCAGACACCACUUUUGAAGAUGAUGAUGAUGACUCCAAUCAGGAUGGAGAGGACAAGUGCUGUCAAUGUCCAAAAACAGAAAGCGAGCUUGCAAUGGCAGCAGAGGAAGUAUCUUUCCAAAAGAAAUUUGAGAAUUUUUUGCACAACUCCAUAUUUAUGCCAAAGUCUUGGAAAGUAGAGUCAGUAAUUAAGAAUUCACUAAGAGUACCCUGUGGACCAAGACGUGCAGGAGUUGCAGGACCUUACAGUUGUUACUAUUCCGGACACGGCAAACAGCUGAAGAAACGACGGGACACAAUAUGGGUCGCAAACAUGACCAUGGCCAGCAGAAACGAUACUUCCAUAGAUGGACUUAACGUGACAGUGGAAAAUCAGAGCACUGUGAAUCAUACCAGUUCUAGCCCCAAACCAGAGGAUAAUGAGUACCCCAUUCAAGAAGACAAAGUAUUUAUGCGUGAACGCACUGUCAUUUCCAAUCUUCAUCACUUCACUUUUUAUCGAAUUGACAUCCAUGCCUGUAAUCAUGCGGCUCAUAUGGUGGGCUGCAGUGCUGCUAUUUUCGUCUUCACUCGAACCAUGCCUGAAUUAUAUGCAGAUAACAUUCCUGGCAAGGUAACUUGGGAGCCGGUGGGCAAGAAUGUUAUCUUGUUAAAGUGGGAAGAACCUCCCAGACCCAAUGGACUGAUUCUCAAGUACCAGAUAAGAUACACAAAGCUCAAGAAAGACCAGGAUGAGGAGUUUGAAGCAGAGGAAUGUGUCCCUAGAAAAAUGUAUGAGAAAUUCAAAGGUUAUCAAAUCAGGAGACUGCAGGCAGGCAACUAUAGUGCCAUUGUUAGAGCAACGUCGCUUUAUGGAAACGGUUCUUGGACUGAACCAGUGAACUUCUAUAUACCUGGACCAGAGGAAGAUGUUUCAUUCACCACCUUCCUUCUCAUGCCUGUGGUUGUCAUUGUACUCAUUACGCUGACAGUGAUCUUUAUGUACCUCUACUAUAAAAAAAGAAACAAUCUACUUCAUAUCUUAUAUACAUCAGUCAACCCAGAAUACUUCAGUGCUUCUUAUGUGUAUAAGCCAGAUGAGUGGGAAGUGGACCGUGAAAACAUUACCAUUGUCCGAGAGCUGGGCCAGGGUUCCUUUGGCAUGGUGUAUGAAGGAUUAUUGCGAGGCCCCAGUGGAGAUCAUGAUGUCCGGCUUGUCGCUCUCAAGACUGUCAGUGAAUCAACCGGCAUUAGGCAACGCAUUGAAUUCUUGCGAGAGGCUUCUGUAAUGAAGGGAUUCAGCUGUCACCAUGUGGUUCGUUUACUAGGUGUAGUUUCAAAGAGCCAGCCUGCCUUAGUAAUAAUGGAACUAAUGACACGUGGUGAUCUUAAAAGCUACCUGCGUUCCCUGCGUCCAUCGUCUGAGAAUAACCCUGGUAAUCCUCCUCCUCCUUCACUAAAGCAAAUGUUACAAAUGGCUGGGGAAAUCGCAGAUGGUAUGGCUUAUUUAAAUGACAAAAAGUUUGUGCAUCGUGACCUGGCUGCACGUAACUGCAUGGUGUCAGAAGAGUUCACUGUCAAGAUUGGAGACUUUGGAAUGACCCGGGAUGUUUAUGAAACUGACUAUUAUCGUAAAGGGGGGAAAGGUCUUCUACCAGUAAGAUGGAUGUCACCAGAAGCUCUGAAAGAUGGAAUCUUCACCACUUAUGCAGAUGUCUGGUCUUUUGGUGUGGUAUUAUGGGAGAUUGCCACUUUGGCAGAACAGCCUUAUCAAGGCAUGUCCAAUGAGCAGGUUCUCCAUUAUGUCACGCGUAAUGGUGUCCUGGAGAAGCCAGAUAACUGCCCAGAGAAAUUAAAUUAUCUAAUGAGGUGGUGCUGGCAGCAGAAUCCUAAAAACAGACCAUCCUUCCUAGAAAUUCUGGAGAACAUCAAAGCUGAACUGGAUCCUUCUUUCCACACCGUUUCCUUUUUUUACAGUAGAAAUACGAAACAGGAGGUCACAAAACCUGCUGAGAGCAAAAUAAAAGGCACUUCUGUGUUGGACUUGGUCAGCAAUCCACUUCUUCCAACUCAAAAAAUGAAGAAUGGCAGUGCAACCGCCUUGCCACUGAUGGAUAAAGCAAACCACUACAUUCAUUGUAAUGGCACAGAGAGCGAGAAGACCUUUCAGACAUCCAGAUACUUGUGAAUUCUUCUGUUAUGAGUGGCUUGUAAAAUCUAUCGUUAGCUAUACAGUUGUGAAGAAAUAUGAUUCUUUCUUUAAGGAUUUCUACUAAAAUAGUUUCAAACUAACUUGAACUACUGGAUGAAAAAAAUCCUAACUUCACUGUUAGCCAAUAUACAGGGUAAAAAAGGAAUAUCCAUAAACUAUAUGUAAACUGAAAUAGGAGCGAGCUGUAUGUAUAAU
Molecule: messenger RNA, 4766 nt
Organism: Erpetoichthys calabaricus (reedfish)
Lineage: Eukaryota; Metazoa; Chordata; Cladistia; Polypteriformes; Polypteridae
Product: insulin receptor-related protein-like
Exons: 22
Coding region: 387-4547 (1386 amino acids)
Biological process (GO): regulation of JNK cascade; multicellular organism development; protein autophosphorylation
Cellular component (GO): membrane; insulin receptor complex; axon
Molecular function (GO): phosphatidylinositol 3-kinase binding; insulin receptor substrate binding; insulin receptor activity
Source: RefSeq, a predicted model, not a curated record